AGGCCCGUUUGCUGAUACGACUCAUAACUAUUUAAGUUCCACAUAAGUUACUAAGUUGUGCUUAAUGGUUUGCAGAGAACUCAAAGUUUGACAUAAAUGAACCUAAGUGAAACUUAUUUUAUGGGGAAGAUAUAGUAGGGCAUAAAACCUUAAGUUUCACUUAGGAGAUUAUGUUGUGUGUUGACAUUUCAGUAAAUUGUAGUGCCAAAAAAGUAGUUCUUUGUUCAAACUAAAAUAAAAUAAUAACAAUGAAUUUUGAAUUGGCCGAUUUGCUGGAAGAUGAUGUGGAGGUCCUUGAAUUGAUUGAAGUUGGUGUCCCCCGUCAGGUUUACGAUAGGAAUGAGUACUUUUUUAGUUUCGAUGAAUUGGCCUUCUACAAAAGAUUUCGUUUGACUAAAAAGAUGGCUAUCCAUGUAUUAGAACAAAUCGAGAAGGAUCUAGAACGACCUUAUAACAGAAAUAAUUCAAUUCCACCCAUAAACCAGCUAUUGGUAGCUCUACGAUUCUUUGCUACAGGCAAUCAUCUUUUAAGUAUUGCUGAUUUUGGAGGGAUACAUGUUUCAACUGUUUCAAGAAUAGUUUCAAGAGUUGCCACAAGAAUUGCAAAAAAUAUGAAUUAUGUACCCUUGGAAUUACAUAUCCAUAAGAAUAAGAAAUAA
Messenger RNA from Eupeodes corollae, 659 nucleotides. RefSeq lists its product as uncharacterized. Bases 249 to 659 code for a protein of 136 amino acids. The transcript is spliced from 3 exons. Lineage: Eukaryota; Metazoa; Arthropoda; Insecta; Diptera; Syrphidae. The record is from RefSeq and is a predicted model, not a curated record.